This is a messenger RNA of Boeremia exigua, 1079 nucleotides long. Its product is annotated as endo-1,3(4)-beta-glucanase-like protein. NCBI's taxonomy places the organism in Eukaryota, Fungi, Ascomycota, Dothideomycetes, Pleosporales, Didymellaceae. The transcript has 4 exons. The record is from RefSeq and is a predicted model, not a curated record. Bases 63 to 1079 code for a protein of 338 amino acids. Gene Ontology annotation, molecular function: hydrolase activity, hydrolyzing O-glycosyl compounds. Gene Ontology annotation, biological process: glucan catabolic process.
GGGCUGUUCAAACUCUAUCUUUUUGUGCAACCACACAGCGAUCCCUAGCACGGGCCGCAGAUAUGUCUCUGACCAGAUCCAUUGCGACUCUUCCCCUGUUCUGGCUCUGUGCUACAGCUAUCCCAGCUGGGCCUGGCUGGUGGCCAAACGGUACAUCGUCAGAAAUAGUCGAAAGCGACUUCAAUGUCGCCACGUACGGAUUGAUUGAUACGUAUGAUGGCACGAACUGGCUGAAUAUGUUCGACGUUCAAGCUAUACCUGAUCCCACACAUGGCUUCGUUGAGUAUGUCAACGCACAACAGGCCCAACAAUUAGGUCUUCUUCGAACACAGGGCAGUCAGGUCUAUAUGGGAGUUGACACCACGUCUAUACUCAACCCCAAUGGCCCAGGGCGAAAGAGCGUUCGUAUCCAGAGCAAACGAGCUUACAACCAAGGCCUCAUCAUUGCGGACUUCGCACACGUCCCAGGUAGCAACUGCGGCUCCUGGAUGGUCGGUCCCAACUGGCCCAAUCAGGGCGAACUCGACAUCUAUGAAGGCGUACACCUAAACACCUACAACCAAGCAACCCUCCACACUUCCCCGGGCUGCACCCCCUCCGUCGGCCCAGGAGGCGAGACAGGCCGCCGCGUCGAACACGCGGAUUGCGGUGCCGGCGGCGGCUUCAACGGCUGCGGCGUCGUAUCCACCAGCGCGACCUCGUACGGCACGGCAUUCAACGCCAACGGCGGCGGCGUAUACGCCACGCUUUGGACCAACUCGGGCAUCCGUGUGUGGUACUUUGCAGCACGCGAUGUGCCCGCCAACAUCCGCAGUGGCAGCCCUGAUCCGAGUACGUGGGGCACUCCGGCAGCAAAUUUUGGACCAGGUUGCGACUAUGGCGCGAAGUUCAGGGACAUGAGUAUCGUGUUUGAUAUCACGUUUUGUGGAGAUUGGGCUGGGGGGGUUUGGGGCCAGACGUCGUGCGCGCAGGUCAAUGCGAGCUGUAGUGCGUAUGUGGCAAGCCAGCCGCAGUCGUUCGCUGACGUGAGUACUGCCUCUGCUCUGGCUUUCUGUUGCAGUGUGCUAACACAUAUGUAG